Penaeus monodon (black tiger shrimp) is the source of this 1675-nucleotide messenger RNA. RefSeq lists its product as uncharacterized. The transcript is spliced from 3 exons. Bases 665 to 1486 code for a protein of 273 amino acids. The record is from RefSeq and is a predicted model, not a curated record. Gene Ontology annotation, biological process: proteasome-mediated ubiquitin-dependent protein catabolic process. Gene Ontology annotation, cellular component: nucleoplasm; cytosol. Gene Ontology annotation, molecular function: ubiquitin binding; proteasome binding; polyubiquitin modification-dependent protein binding. NCBI's taxonomy places the organism in Eukaryota, Metazoa, Arthropoda, Malacostraca, Decapoda, Penaeidae.
AAGUAAGUACGUUUUUUUGUUAACUAGGAGAGUGAAGAUCUUUAGCCUUUAGCAAAAGCAUGGUUCAGGAAUAUAUCUUGUGUGAUUGUUCACGCUCAUAAAUUAAUGAUGGAUGGUGUUCAUAAUCUAUUCAAUUGGCUUACUAUAUUAUAAUUCUAUUAGCACUGGCGUUCAGUAAUGUAAGUAGGUAAGUAAAGUAAAGUAAAAUAAAGUAAAAGAAUGUAAAACACACUUGAAUGCCAACGCCUCACUUAAGAUUUAUAUAUAUUUUUCUUCAACAUUUUGGAACGCUGACAAUAGAAGCAAAACCAGUAUGAUAAUAAUAAUAUAGUUAGCAAUAUAUGAAUUCAUCUAUGUUCUUCAGUUCUUCACUUGCUUCCUUAUUCAUAUUUUUUCACUCCCUCUGUCACGAGACUAUUCACAAAUCCAGUAAAAAACAUACUCUUGAACCAAUGGCGUACAAUACGAUCCAGUUCCUCAAAAACAGUGUUCUUUGCGGUAAGUAAAAAACGAGAGAAAAAAGCACACACACACAUGUAUAUAUGUGUGUGUGUUUCUCAUGUCCUUUUGAUCUAUUACGUUGCUCUUUCUCUCGUCCCACACCUGUGCUUCUCAAGCAUUCCUCAAUCACAACCGGGUGACCUCCAUUACGGAUGAAAGAGAGAUGCCCGCGAAAUGCAAAGUGUGUCGGUCCCUCUAUACCCCGGGGGCGAACGCACCAGUCGCCCUCUCCUGCGGUCACAGCACCUGCAGGGAAUGCCUCGAGUUUUCCCUUAGGCAUGACGAGCAGCUCAAGUGCCCCAGAUGCCGAGAGGUACACACGGGACCUGCUUUGGAGGAUCUCAAGGAUAACUACGAUCUUAUAAAUGACGUCGCUCUGGAGGAACAGGCGAAUGUAGGAACAACAGCUCCAUCGGAGUUCUUCAGCAUAACAGUCAAAAACAUGGAAGACAAGGAAUUUCCCGUCAACGUCACCCGUCGGGACACAUUCAGGAAAGUCAAGCAGAUCUUAAUCACGGAGUACGGCCUCAAUGUGGGUGAAAUAAAGCUCUUGUUCAGGGGCCAAAGGCUGCAGGACGACAAAACAGUCGGUGAGCUAAACAUCACAGCCGGCAAUGUCGUGCAAAUGGCAACGACGCCACAAACAGAUCAAGAGAACUUAAUUAUGGUCGCUCUCAACACUCCGAUGGGGAAGACCGUCUCCGGUACCAUCAAUGCAGACGACACGUUCUCUCGAUUCAAGGUCAAUGUGUGCACGCGAUACGGCCUCGAUCCGGCAUUGUUUCGGCUGCUAUACGAAGGAAACAAGGUGUUAGAGAACAAGACACCUGCCUACUACGGGAUAACGGAAGGCAGUCAAUUGUAUUUAGUAACCAACUAUCAGGGAGGGGAGAGAAAUGUCUGCCUCUGCUCAUGGAACUACGAGCGUUUAUAUUCAGUCUCCCUGUCUUCUGGUUUGUCAUUGUAUGUCUCCGUCUGUCUGUAGUUCUGUUUGUCUGUCUCUCUUAUUCACUCUCUCUCGCUUUCUUUUAGUCUCUGUCUCUGCCUGUCCUAUAUUUAUCAGUGUUUAAGUCUACUUCCAAUAUUAUUUUCUUUCAAUUCCUUUGUGCCAUCUUCUUCUCUUAUUUACACGUAGUUUCUGUCACUAACGCAAAAUGUUGUGAUAUAAUUGCAU